UAGCGUUAAAAUCUAACAUGGCCGCCACAGAAGUCGUGUAGCAAAUCAAGGCUGCGAUUAAGUUCCAUUAGAACUGCCUUCUAAACCUUUGGGUUUUCUCUGAGUAUUUUCCUUGUUACACGGAACAUAUAGAAUACUGGAGAGAAAGCAUGACGAUACAUGCGUGCUUGUAGUUGAAGGUUAAAUUUGGCUGUGUAGAAUGUUUGCAUUGCUGUCUGGGCUUUGGAAGUACCUUUUCCAGAGAGAUGAAUACUGUAUUUUAAUUCUAGGCUUGGACAAUGCUGGAAAGUCGACUCUCCUGGAACAAAUAAAACGAAGGUAUGGAAACAACUACCCCGGCCUGCCAUUUGAGAAGAUCACAACAACAGUGGGACUUAACAUUGCAAAAAUUAACAUGAGCCAUGUGAAGUUGAUAUUUUGGGAUUUAGGAGGCCAACAAGAGUUGCAGUCCUUGUGGGACAAGUAUUAUGAAGAAUGCCAUGGUCUUGUGUUUGUAAUUGAUUCCACUGAUGAGAAGAGAAUGGAGGAAUCUCAUCAGGCUUUCAAUGGUGUAGUUCAAGAUCCUCAUUUGGAGGGAAUUCCUUUGUUAAUCCUCAUGAACAAACAAGAUUUGGAGGGUUCUCUUGCAGUGGAAGCUAUUAAAAGCAUAUUCAAUGGCAAAUCACCAGGCAUAGGACACCGGGAUUACUAUAUUCAGCCAACGUCUGCUCUUAAUGGGACUCUUCGAUGUAACACAGUACAUAGGGACAAUGCUGACAGACGACUACAGCAGCAGGGAUUAGCUUCGUUAUAAUUAUCUGGAGAAUCAGCGCAGCCGGGAGAUGUGAUAUUCCACUUUAAAGAAGCAAUUACAACGACCAUAUUUUCAUACGUCUUCGUAAUUAGCUUUCAUCUAAGCUUCUCACACAAACAGUUUCAAAUAUGACGUAUAUUUAUAGAUUUGUUUUAGUAUCAAAAUGUACUGGAAGAUACAUAUGUACGGAGGGGAGGAGAAGAGGAGGGGUUGGGGGAGGGUCGGGGUGGUUUGUAGGUUUUCAGUUUGAGUUUAGACCGGUUUAGAGUUUCAGAUGAGUGUACGAAUAUCGUGUGACGUAUGUGAACAUAAUUAGAAAGUUUAAACCGGAAAUAAUUAACAUGUUUACCAGAUAUAGUCACGUAAAAAAAAAUGCGGCACUAAACUGAGAUAUUAACAAGCUGUUUACAGCCUCUCUCUUCCAUAGGCGGCGCGGAUGAUUGAGUGAUUCAAUGAACACCAGACGAAACAAGCUCCGGGGAAGAUACUCCCUUAUAUGGGCUAUAUAUAUAGGUGUCACCCCAAAAGGGUAUGGUAUUUUACCCGUUCUUGUCGUAAAUUAUGGGUUAUCGGUUCUGGUCUGAAGUAGGAUAUGGUUUUUGCACUCUAGUCUUCAGUUGAGUAUUUUAUUUUAGAAGGAGCUACAUUUUCAUCAUUAUCGAUCAGCCCAUCAACUAAAGUCCCUCACAACUAGGGAACUUGUUAUCAGACAGGUUUGAAACAGGGUAAGAGUCAAGUCUCAAUUAAAAAGAGUGUCGAAUUUUUGGUCCGGUCAUUAAUAAGAUAGGGAAAAUCGCAGAUUUGGUCUUAAAUAGGGUAAGGGUUUUGGGAAGCGGGCUAAACACCCCCACCCAAUUGUUUCUGGAAUUCUCCUACCCCCUUCCAAAGACGAGCACUUGCGAUUCUGCCAUCUGCGCAAUAGCGAGGGGAAGAAUUUUAUAUUGAAUUCUUGCAUGUUUUCCUUGCUGACUUCCCGCUUUUUACUUGUUUUGUUUAGACCUACAUGAUUCUUCCAAGAUCGUCUACGAGAAAACAGAGUAAAUGCUCUUCUUUGUGUCCAAAGAGGGCUGUUUGUGUGUGUCGAGGGUUGAGCACUUUAGAAAAGAGCUUUUUGACCUUUUUGUCACGUUAAAGAUUCUAGCCGUUUCUUGGGUCAACUCUAGCGUUACUAGUGAUAUCAUCACGGUCAAUCUAAAACAAGAGAUGUCUGUGAGAACAAGAAAGCAAGUAAAAAAGUAAUUAAAAAAAUGCUAAUUAACGUAUCACCUAACAAUUAGUAUAUCAAUUGUUUGUUGUUUGUUUCUUUGUUUUUUUGUUUGUUUCUUUGGUCAUCAAUGGCACUACGUUUGACUAUCAAAACGGCUCACUUUGGCUUAUUAGUACUUUUCCCUGAAAGAGAUAUUAGACAGGUACAAAGAACUCAUUGUCUUACUGCGUUUUUCUAUAAAAGCUCCGUCUAAGUUAUAUUUCCGGAAAUUCUAUAGCUUUCUGAGGCAAAUCCCACCAGACGUUUUAAGAUCUUUGAAGUUUAAUGAUAGUAAACAGGAUAUUUAUUUGCGCUAUCAAUGUUAAUAGAACGUUUCUUGUUUCAGUCCUGAGUGCAGCUGAGGCUUAACCUCAGAAAAAAAGCCUGACUUUUAUUACUAUCUUAUAUUUCAAAAACACAGCAAUAUUGAGGGUGCGAUAAAGCUGUCUCCUUACAUCAAACUUGCUAUAUAUAGAGAACUGAUAACAGUUUUUUUUUUUUUUUUUUUUAUCUCCUUGGCCAUUAAUCUUCCUUUCUUCGAUUAUAUCGUCAUGAAAGAUAUUUUGCUCGCCACUAUUGAGCGAUUCCUGGAUUUCUUCCAGAAAACAAGAAACCUAUCUGUCUGCAUUGUACAACCCAUUAACUGAGUGAUGAUCAGAGUACAUCUUUUUCUUAUCUUUUUUGGAUAGAUUGGAACUUGCUUAAACAGGUUCAACUCAAGCAGUUCAGUGUCUUUGUAGGAGAUAUAUAUGUGUGUAUAUAAGUUUUCCGAGGGGAAUAAAACCCCGUUGUGGACAUUGCAGUUUACCAAGGGAUAAUCCAUCAAUGCAAAUACACGCUGAUUAAAACCUAAAACGUGUCAACAAUUGCAGCGCCAAGGAGAGAGAUAAAUUCCAGAUUGGUGCAUAAAGACGAUUUUUCUACUUUUUCUCCAAGACUCAGAGAAACGCGAAUCAAGCUAGAACCGGUGCUGCGAUCGUUGCGAUUUGGCUUUCGCUUUGGCUUUGGCUUGGGCAAUAUAUACCUUUUCCCCGAGUUUCAUCGGAAAUUUCAGUAAGUAACGUUCUAAGAAGCAAGGGUUAUUCCUUCCCAGCACCUCGAGCAACUCUUGUCCCUUAUUCGUGCUCUCCAAACCUUCUGCGUGCCUCAUAACUCCGUAAUCAUGAGCUGGAAGCUUGAAUCCAUUGCUAAAUAUAUAGUUACUUUUUACUAAUUACGCCGCGGACUCUGACACCAAUAUAUGGAAAAUUGAAAUAGACAUAGGCACUUCUGUAGUGCAUCUACAUAUCUCUGUAUAUCCCUCAAAUCCGUUCAGUGAAAUUCUAUUUUAGAAAUCUGUUGAAUAUCCCAAACUUAAAAGAAAACCAGGGAUCAAAUUCGUGAAAAUCAGAUCAUUUCAUUUCAUGAUUGCGCGUGUACCAAUGGAAAGCGUACACGUAAAUGUGUAAAGUAACCAUAGGACUGCUUACGUAACAAAACAUCAACACAGACUAGUGGAAAUUGUAAGUAAAAAGCGCGUCUUGACAUAAAUGAGAGACAAUAAAGUGUGUUUGCCACUCGCUCGUUUGUAGCGUUAACUGACUGAUUUGCCUGAGGUUAGGGGCUGCUUGCGCGAUGACAAAGUAAAAGUAAAAUAAUCGCGGGGAGAGGCUGAGGACUGUGUACGACAUUGUCUACGAUACAUUUAUAGAAUAUUGAAAACUUGAAAAGGCAACUUUCAGAGGCCAGUCAAUAGUGUGCAAAUUGCAUUAAAAGCAUCAAUUAAUAGCUUCACCUCGUUGAUUCAUUUUCUUUCUUCGGCUGGAUGUCGGAGUAAAAGUUUUUAUUUUCCAGUGACGACGCACGCAAGUCUAAACAAGCCUCUAAGUCCACUGGCGUGCGCGUGUAAGCCUAGCGCCUGACAGCUUUAUUUAAUCGGAUUCUAGCAAGUAAGAGAUUCUUUGCUCACACUUGAGUCUGGUUAAGACGCAUUCAGUUCGCACAGAAUUUAAUUUCAGCGUAAGAAAUAGGUCAGUAGAAAUACUACACAAUUUAUGUCACCAGAGUGUUGCAUUUCUCUCACGGAAAAAGGCAAGAGCAUUUUUCGGCGAAACCAAAGCCAUGCUGUCGGACUCCUUUAAAAAGAUUACUUUAAUCGAAUCUAACUAGCCGGUAAUGUGUUUUCAUAACGUUUACCAGUCUCAAAAUUGAAUAGAAUUUGCGGCACAUUCCAAUUUAUUAAGCCGAUGUCAAUAAAAGUUGUUAAGUAGGCUUAUAAUUCGAGAAAGCGGAUUCAUAACCGGGAAAAUAACACGAUUAGUGUUUUAUGACGAUAAAAAACUAUACCGGUGGUAUCGGUUUUUGCCGGCAGAAGAAAAAAUCUCUUUUGCCGUCAGAGUGUCGCGUAUUUUAAUUUGACUUCGCGGUGCUAACACUGGUCUUUAUGUCUUGCUUAAUCCCCCUGUGGUAGUCUUGCUAAAGAUUUCAAUUAUCCUACAGAGUCUAAAGUUAGCGCUAAAAGCUACACCCGACUACAUCAUUGUAUGAAAUACGACGAAAAUUAAGGCGUAGUGCCUGCUUAUUCUAGGUUUUUAGGUGUGUGUGGGUGUGCCUUUUUUGUCGGAUUGCUAGCCUCAAUUUUAGAAACUUAUUUCGACCUGACAGACACAGAUGUACUCGUCAGAAAUACAGAGCAUCUGGAUGGGUUUAACUCACAUGCCGAUUGAAAAGAAAAAUAAGGCGGUUUUUUUUUGUUUUUUUUUUUCGUUUUUUUUUUUUUAAUAUGAUAUCCGCAAAAUUUACUGACAGCUGAAGAAAUAGGCUGAAAUUUGAACUCAUAGCUGAGAAAUCGCAAAAAAAACGUCAGCUGAUCCCCUAACCCUAAAAUCGAUCCUAACCCUCCGAUACACGCCAGUCGUCAGUCAUGAAAGACACCUUAGUCUGCAUGCUAACAUGGAUAGAGGCGCUAGUCACUAUAGAAGACUGCGAAUGUUUGCCUCGAGAAGAGUCUGGAUACGUCGGUAAUCUCUUCAACGAGGAUAAGGAUAGAAAAGGAAAAUAUCACGUGUUGAUGAACCAUUUGGCCGGCGUACAGCCUCCAUGUACAAACGAGGAAAAAUUCCGUGUGGUUGAUACCUCGCAGACAGCUUACACGGGUAAAACGUCUGUCUCACACAUUGUUUACGACUGCAGUUUACAUUCUUUUUCGAAAUUGUGUUUUUUUUAUGUAAAGAAAAUUCAGCUUGUUCCAUAAAGUGCCUCGCCUAUCUGCAAUGUUUCAUCCACCCAAUUUUGAACAUAAAUCGCUGUGUGCUAAAAAUGCCAGUUUCUUGUUUUUAUUGCGGUUAAAAGAGCC
Molecule: messenger RNA, 5373 nt
Organism: Orbicella faveolata
Lineage: Eukaryota; Metazoa; Cnidaria; Anthozoa; Scleractinia; Merulinidae
Product: ADP-ribosylation factor-related protein 1-like
Biological process (GO): Golgi to plasma membrane protein transport; protein localization to Golgi apparatus; intracellular protein transport
Cellular component (GO): Golgi apparatus
Molecular function (GO): GTPase activity; GTP binding
Source: RefSeq, a predicted model, not a curated record